AUGAACGGGUUUGGCGUCGGGAUGGCGGCCGCAGUGGCGACUCCGCCGCCGUUGAAGACCAGCAGCCACGAAAACCUCGAUAAGAUUGAUAUGUCUCUGGAUGAUAUCAUCAAAUUGAACAAGAAGGAAGAAAGAAAGCAGAAUUUUCCAAAAUUGAAUAGACGACUUAAACAUACUGGUGCCCGGCAAUUCAGGAUGAGAGUAGCCAGAUGGGGACUACAACAGCAGACUGGUUUUGGUAAAAAUGCUUUGGGCCGAAGAGGAAGAACAGGUCCUGGAAAAAGACGUUCAUAUGGAGUUAUCACUGGUCUGGCAGCUCGGAAAGCAAAUGGGGUUCGUAAAGGAAUCAACCCUGUUAAUCGACCAUCUUUAAGUGAGAAGAACAUACAGCGAUAUUAUCCAAUGUUAAAAAGGAAGACAAACCUUCAGAGACAAAAUGACAUGCAGAGGAAACCAAUCCCAGUUCUCAGGAGACCUAACCAGUUAAACAGAAGGAAUAACGUCCCAGUAAAUUUCACCAGGAGUGGGACUAAAUUAAAUCAGCAAAAAGAUACACGCCAGGCAACCUUUCUUUUCAGAAGAGGCCUAAAGGUUCAGGCCCAGGUGCACCCAGGACAACUGUUAGACAAACCAGCAGCAAAGAGAACUCGUCAAUGGCGAACUUCUACCACAAAUGGAGGAAUUUUGACUGUAUCUAUUGACAAUCCUGGAGCGCUUCAUCCUUCAGUAGCUCAGAGACCUCGUUUAACUCGUACUCCUAUACCUUCAUUUCUGAUGAAAAGGGAUCACCCUGAAGAGAAGAAGAUUCCUAAAGGAGUUCCCUUACAAUUUGAUAUAAACAGUGUUGGAAAACAGACAGGGAUGACUUUAAAUGAGCGAUUUGGAAUCCUGAAGGAACAAAGAAUUGCUCUCACUCAGAACAAAGGAAGCCGCUUUGUGACUGUGGGAUAGAUCCUCUGUCAAAGGGACAUUUGAGUGACAGCCACUUGUUUGAAAAGUUGAGUUGACAGAAGAAAGUGUGUCCCACAAAUUCCUUGGAAUUUUGUUUCAAUACUGACAAAUCUAAAUAACUCUUACUACUUUUACUUUGGAAUAGUACCUUUUUUUUUUUUUUUUUUAAUUUAUGAAGUAAUCCCCUGAGAGAACACCAAGGAAAUCCUGAUCUAUUCUUACAGGUGUCCUUUUUGGUCUGACAGAAAAUUCUACAUGGACUUAAUUGGGUGAUAAAGGGGUAGCAUAAAAGAAUAAAGGUAUUCUUCUUUGGUUCCUCAUGUAACAUACAUACAAACAGACCUGUACAGGUUAAUUAUUUUUGUGAUAGUGCUACUUGGUAUCUUUUCUUUACCCAUUCAGAUAGCAUAGACAUGUCCAUUGUAAAUCUCUUUUUAAAAGAGGUAUGAGUCUAUAAUAUUCUGUUUCUUUUCUGAUUGGCAUUUGACAUGGAAUGGAUUUCAUCAGCAGGGGUACAAAAAAUCCAUCAAGAAAUUCUGAAUUUCAGUGUGUUUGCAUGUGUGUACCUGAAACUUGUUAUUUUCUCCUUACUCGAAGUUUUUUUUAGGCAGUCGGUCCAAAACAGAAGGUAAUUUCCCAGUAUACCUUUUUACUUUUCUAGAAUAAGUCUGUAGUGACUAUAUUUUAGCAAGAAAUUUAACUCCAGGCAUUAGUCUCGGUGUGUUUAAAGGUUGUAAAUGCAUGUUUGCAUAAUUGCCUAUAGUGACCUUGGGGGAGAAUACUAUAAAAAUUUCACUUUUAAGUUUUUAUCAAAUGAAGGAAAUGAAAAGGGAAAUAAUUCAACUAAUGGCCAGUCAAAGAGAGAGAUGGUAGGACUUGAAGCUUCACAGCUAGUUUGACCUAUAGGCCUGAGACCUGUAUCCAUAACCAGGUGUUUAAAUCACAUUUUAAAAUAGUUGGCAUAAAUUGAAUAUACCUUGUUAAACAUCUCAGUGGUAAAGUUAACAUCUGUAAUGUACUGAGCUCCCCCAUCUGGGAUGUUAAAUUUUACAUUCAUUAAACACACUGUAAAAAAUGUUGAAAGUGACCCCUUAAAAAAGGACAUAGCUUUGUAAACUUGAACUUGUCAGAUAGAAAAAAAGAGAUAGUAAAUAAGGGGUGAGUUGUAACCUUGUUUUAUACUUGUGACCAACUUCAUUUUAAUGGAGUAAUGUUAAGACACAGAAAGAAAUGGUAAUUUUAUUUGGAUUUUAAGGGGUCUGUGUGCCGAGAAUAUGCUUGAGAGAUCCCUAAAUAGUUGUGUACCAUGAGUGGUAUGAUGCCAAAAUACAGAGGGAACAUUUCAUCUACAGGUCUUGUCAUUUCUAAACCUUGACUUUUUUGAUGUGCCACACCAAUUUUUUUUUAAUGGAUAGGGAUUUUAGAUCACAUUAAGACUUUAUUUUCCAAUAUAAAGAAAAUUUUUCCUCCAUCCCAUCUCCUCAGUUAAUCCUCCCCCCAUCUCUUGCCCCUCUUCUGGAUUUUUUUUCCUUGGUCUCUUAAGAAGCUAGUGAUAGAAAGCUGUUAAUGCCAUUUUGUGCAUAUACCAAAGAAGUCAAGUCUGAAUGAAAAUAACCUCCUGGUUUUUACUGAUAAAGAAUUAUAAGGAGUCAGUCAUGGAAUCUAAAAAUAAAUUAAAACUGCUUUCUGGCAUUUGUGCUUCGAAUAGAGACUGGGGACCCAUUUCAAAUCAUUUUCAGAAAUACAAAGCUUAUAAUCAAUCCAAGAAUAAUGGGAUUUAAACUGAGGGUAUUCCAGCUUGAUUGAUGAUUUUACAAAAGAAAUAACCAAAACAUGAGUACAUUUGCUACCAUAAUCUUUUGUAGAAAAGAUUAAAUGGAGAAUAAAAAUUAUUUUUAUUUUCCUAUUUGUAUUCAUCUUGGAAAUGAUUCUACAAAAGUAAUGUAGAGUGUGAUGUUUUAUUUUGAAAUCCUUUAUUGAAUGCUGACAUUAAGUACAUCAAGCAAUAGGACUGGUUUUGGUUUCUCAAGCUUUUGUCUUAAUGCUCCCAUUACAUUAUUCAACCUAAAGUUUUCCUUUUAAAAAUUCAAAUUUGCAUUUGCUAUAACUAAGUUCAAAUUCUUGAGUAUUGACUUUUAACAAACAUUAGAAAAUGGUCAGUUUUGUUAAGGGGAAAAAAAAAUCCCUCUGUUGGAAUUUAAGCAGCUAAUUGGUGUUAGUCAUCCUGUUUCAGUGUAUACAAUUUCUAUGUUCCAGGAUGCAACAUAAAAUUCUUUUUGCAUCAAGAACGAUGCAAAACAUUGAUGCAAUGCAUCAUGAAAAGAAAGUUUGUAUUUAAUGAGAAGGUGCUUUACACUGUACUUUUUGGUAUUUUUUGGAAAAGUUAUUACAUUUGGAACUAUUCUGAAGCUGUUAAUUUUUUUUAAAAAUAAAAUGUUGCAGGUUUCA
Molecule: messenger RNA, 3399 nt
Organism: Antechinus flavipes (yellow-footed antechinus)
Lineage: Eukaryota; Metazoa; Chordata; Mammalia; Dasyuromorphia; Dasyuridae
Gene: FYTTD1
Product: forty-two-three domain containing 1
Exons: 9
Coding region: 1-951 (316 amino acids)
Biological process (GO): mRNA export from nucleus
Molecular function (GO): mRNA binding
Source: RefSeq, a predicted model, not a curated record